Neopsephotus bourkii (Bourke's parrot) is the source of this 8040-nucleotide messenger RNA. It is a transcript of the gene CEP192, whose product is annotated as centrosomal protein 192. The record is from RefSeq and is a predicted model, not a curated record. The transcript has 44 exons. Lineage: Eukaryota; Metazoa; Chordata; Aves; Psittaciformes; Psittacidae. Gene Ontology annotation, molecular function: protein kinase binding. Gene Ontology annotation, biological process: centrosome-templated microtubule nucleation; centriole replication; protein localization to centrosome. Bases 113 to 7699 code for a protein of 2528 amino acids. Gene Ontology annotation, cellular component: centriole; pericentriolar material; cytoplasm.
GGGAGGGGGAGUGCGUGUGCGUGUGCUGUUGUUUCUGCUGCGCGCCAGAUGCUGCUGGACCGGGGCUGAUCAUGUUGCCAGGCAGAGUGCUAUUUUAAGCAACUUGUGCAGGAUGAUGGAAAACUUCAGAAAUAUUGCCGAUGAGACAUUUCCAAGCUUCUUGGGCCAUUCACUGAAUAGCAGUGCAAGUGUCAUUCUUGAAAAUGUUACUGUUUCCUCAAACCUUGGCUUACCUGUUGCAGCUUCAACUGUUGCCAGGAGUAAAACAGGCUGUGACAACAGGCUUUCUGAUAUCUCUGCAUCCUAUUUAGAAGGGAAACCAUCACCUCCAUUAGGAUCUCCUCACAGUAGUCAGUCAGAUCCUGAGCCAGUGGGGAGAUUUGCCCUCAGCUUUUGUGAUGACAUGGAAGUUGCUACACAAGUUAAAGAACCUCAGCCAAAUUCUGUUAAUUUGAAAAAAUCCGACUCGAUACCCAGAGGGCAAGAUCAGAAUGUCAUUGAGCAUUUAAGUCACAGUCAAGGUAGCUCACUUGAGGUGUUGCCACUUGAACGAUCAAAAGGUCUGUCAACUGGAAUAUGCUUCCUUCCAGACAAUAACAAGGUUGAUCCGUCUGAACCAUCUGAAAAACUGGUAGAGGGUGGAAUCUCAAGUGAUCACCUUAGCAAUAGCCUUUCAAGUUUUUUGGAAAAUGAGAAACUCACCUCUUUUGGAAGCUCAGAAGAAGAUUCCACUGAUGAUGAUAUUGAUGAUGAAGAGUUCUUUGAUAACCAACUAGAAGCCUACUUUGAGCAGCUGAUGCAACCAGAAGUGGCAAGAGGAGGCACUGACAUACAGAAACUCUCAGAAUGCUGUACAGCGCUGAAGCUUUCUGAAAAUGGCUUACUUCAAGAGAACUUUCAGGUUCCUCACACUUACCAGCCUGUGACAGGAGUAGACUCUGGAAAUGCUAGUGAUGAAGAUGCACAAAAUCAAGGGAUAACUGGAUGUCCUGUGCAAAGAGAAAUGCUGCCCAGAGCAGUACGGCAACCGAAUUCCAUGGCUCCUGGACAUGUGCUGGAACCCUGUGCUGCUGCUGAGUUGCAAUUAGAUUCACUUUAUCUUCAGUGCAAGGACAGUCAUAAAGCUGAUGUCUCAGAUGUUCUUCCAAAGCAAGAAAUACAGUCCUCUCAGUGUCAGACUGCUGCUUCUGAUGCCGAAGUACUACACGCAUCAGGAGGAUUUUUGGGGCACCACACCACUCCUGAAGUUCUUAAUGCAAAAGCAGCUCAGACAGAUGCCACUGAAUGUGAAGUCAGUCUUCUUGAUACUUACCUGUCUCCAACUGCAGACAGCUGUGAGAACAUAAGUUUAGCUACAGCAGACAAAGAUGAUGUACCACACAGCAUUGUCUAUCAAAAUGAAGAAGGCAGAUGGGUGACUGAUCUUGCAUAUUACACUUCAUUUGAUGAAGAACAAGAUUUAAAUCUGUCUGAAGAUGAUAAAGUAAAUGAGGAGUUCAUUACUGGAUCUGAAGCAGCUGCUAUGAUUGCACAAGACCAAGAAGAAUUUGAGAAAGCACACAAACUUGUGCAGGGAGGAAAAGUAGACAUUCUAAAUGCAUCUGAAUUAGCAGAUACUUCGUGGAAAUCGGCCAAUAGCUGUAUUCUGCUGAGAAACUCUGAUCCUGAUAAAGAUGCCAGUUAUUUACGGUUGUCUUUGGGGGAGUUCUUUGGUCAGAGAUCUGAAGCUCUUGGUUGUCUUGGUGGAGGCAGUGAUGUAAAACGGCCAUCUUUUGGUUACUACAUUACAUCUCCGAAGAAAAGGCAGCCUGUUGCGUUGCUAAGGCAGUCUGAUUCAUCAGGAGAUGACUUCGGCCAAGAGAUUUCACAAUUGUCUGAGGUGUUUCAAGGUGACUUAGAAGCACAAACAAAAGAACAUGAGAAUUCUACCAGCUGUGAGGGUGCAUGGGAUAGAAUGGAUACUGCAGCUGAAAUACGUACAAGCAUCACUACAGAAGCUGCUACCAAAACCAGAACAAAGGAUGGAAUUCAGAAAGACAAGUUUGAAGACAGCCAAUCUAAUCAUUCUGACUCCUUUCUAAGUAUUAGCACGAUUGCAUCUGCUAUUGCAAAUGCUUCCUCCAGUGCUGAUCCUUCCCAGUUAGCUGCUAUGAUGAUGGCACUCUCCAAUAAAAAUAAAAGAGCAUGUUUUGUUACUGGAAUUGUUAAAGAGAAAGUACUUCCUGCUAAUCAGACAUUAUCCAGCCAUGUGGAUGAUAGUGCAUUUGAUAUGGAAAAAUACCUCAAAAAAACAGAUGAGAUUGGACAUGAAAGUGAGUGCGAGAGUGUUCUAAAACAUGACGCAUCUGAUACGUUCUUAUUGGGUAAAGAUAAAAAUAAUGAUAUUCUUUCAGAAGACUUCAUAAAUAAUCAUAGCAAGCAGCAAGAAAUAGAGAAGCGGUUUCUGGAUUAUUUUAAUGAAGGAAAUGAUACUCGGAAUUUCUCUAGUCUGUCUGGUGUUCCCAACCAUGAGGAUGUGACUGCAAACAGGGCUAAGUGUUCAGACAAAUCAUCAGAUUUAGCAAACAGUAAACACUUACAGUCGCUGAAUACUGGUCUUGGAUCAGAUAGGCUCAAUACCCAAACCUUACCUACUGGAAAUGAAGUACAGGUAUGUGGAAUUCCUUCAGCAGCAGAGAUGGAGGUGGCACAGAGAAGUCCAUUUCCUUACCAGACCGACAAUCUCAGUAGCAGGUGUUGUAUCAGGGAAGACACAGAAACAGUAGAUCAAGGAACAAAUGCUGCUCCUGAGUCAUGUAAUGAUUUGGAGGAGAGAAGUGCAGGAAACACUUCGUCACUCAGCAACUUAAAACAUGCCAAGUCAUCUAGAAAAUGUGUCUCAGUAAGUCCUACAAAAGCAAUGCCUACACAGAGACUGAACAGCGAUGAAAAGAAGCAAGAUGCAAAAAUAGAGAAGAGAAACAAAGAUGCCAGUAUUGCUUGCAAUGGGAAUGCUAAACAUGUAACUUUUGAGGUCUCCCCAACUUCUCAGAAUACUACUGAACAUAAACCUGUUGUAAGUGAAUGUGACCUGCGGUCUCUGGAGGAUGAGCAGUGUACCUUCAGACCUUCUACUUCACCACUCAUUCACUCUUCUCCUAGUGAGACGUCGGGAACAGCAUUUUCAGGGUCUGAAACUGACUUUAUUAGCCAGCCAUGUUAUCAGGAAUCUUCUUGCAAAGAAAGUGCACUACUACCUCAGUCGUUUUACUCGAGUCCUAGCAUGAGCAGAUUAACCUAUGUCUCUGCAUCUGACAGCACCCUUAAGAACACAGCUGUAAUACAUAAUCCGGAGACAUAUUGGGGUGAAAAUGCUGGUGAACUGAGCACAACAAUAAUUCGAGCAAGCCCAACUCUUUCACAGGAACAGACAAAUGAAAAUCUAGAAGAGCAUGUGUAUCAAAGAAAUAGGAAAGAAGCACUGCUUAGCACUGUCCAGAAAUCAGAAGAAAAUGAAAUUGCAGGUCUUCAGAGAAAACUUGAUGAUGUACUGGGUCAAGAAGUGUCCCAAGAGGGUUUUCCCAGGAAUGGAAAGCAGCUUGCAUCUAUUCCUUCAAAUGUAGCAGCAAAUCAUAAAGAGCUAGACCAUGUUAAGUCAGCUUUACCAAGUAAACUCUGCGUCUUUCAGCCACUUGCACAAGAAGUGUGGCCCCAUCAAACAGGCAGAGCACAGAGACAAGGAUUACCGUCCUUGAAUACGUUACCCAUAUAUCCUGGAUUAAGCACUUACAUGCCACUCAGUCAAAACUCAUCUGGUGAGCAACAUGUUCCAAUUUCAAGCUUUAAACCCCAUGUCACUACUUCUGGGAGUCAGUCUUCUGUUCCCACAUUGCUUACAGGACAUUCUCUUGCAGCAACUCCAUUUGCACAACACCACCUGGGAAAUAUACCAUCUACUGGAAAUACAGUUUUGUCUCAGUUUCAUGGUUGCAGCUCUGGAGGUUUUGGCCUUCCAGCUGGGCUUCCUUGUUCUGGUAUCACAGCAGGACAUGUUGAGAAUCCAGUUAUAGUAGGAAUUCCUUUAGGUCCAAAUAUUGGUCCUGGCUCUCUUGGCACAGCUUCACUUUGUAAUCCACACCCUACUUCCUGGAACAAGGAUAUCUUAAAUCUAAACUCGUGUCCUGGACAACCUCUUGGAACUGGUAGCAGUGAAUGGGAGUUGACAAAGUCACCUGGACAUGUGAAAGUACCGGAAGAAUUGAAGUUCCCUAAUGCCUGUUGUGUGGGAAUUGCAUCGCAGACGGUUCUUAGCAUUUAUAAUCCAACUGAACGGUGGUUGCAGGUCAGCAUUGGAAUACUCAGUGUUUCAGUUAAUGGGGAAAAGAUGGACCCUGUGAAAUAUCAAUGUCUGGUUUUCAAGAAUAAAACCAUCGUAGGACCCUAUUCUACCAACGAUGUGAAAAUACUUUUCUUACCUUGUCAUUCGGGGAUCUUUCAGUGUAUUCUCAAUGUUUCAUCUUGGCCAGUUUCUGCAGAUGCAGAGACAAUUGUUCAGGCAGAAGCUUUGGCAAGUAGGGUAGUUCUGACAGCAGUUGCCGAAAAUCCUCAUUUAGAAGUGGAAACAGGAAAAAAAGAUUAUCUGGAUUUUGGUGACUUGAAUUCUGGCAGUUGGAAGGCUCUUCCACUAAAACUUAUCAACAAAACCCAUGCUUUUGUGCCAAUUAGGCUCAUUAUUAAUGCCAAUGCAGUAGCUUGGCGUUGCUUCACAUUUUCCAAGGAACCAAUUAAACCUUUGAAUGAAAAAUCACUCCAAAUGGAUACUGUUUCUCAGAUAGCAGCUCCAUCAGUUGUAAAUCAUGUGAUACAUGCAAGCUACGAUGGACAAGAUCCUGAAGCUUUAACAGUUUGGGUUCUGUUCCAUGCACCUAAGAAACUAAUUUCUUGUUCAGAUUCCUUGGGUCCAGCGGAUGAGUUCUUGGCAAGAGUUGAUGUGGAAGUGGAUAGUCCAGGACCUAGCAGUGUGAUUAAAAGUAUUCCUCUUCGAGCAAGAGCUGGAAUAGCAAGGAUACAUGCUCCAAAGGACUUACAGAUAAUACGCCUGUCUACUAGUGUGGGUUCAACAGCCAAACAGCAGCUGCCAUUGAAGAAUGCUGGAAACAUUGAUGUAUAUUUGAAAAUUAAGACAUCAGAUCAGGACAGCUGCUUUGCUGUUGAGCCUCGAGAUCUUUUCCUUCUUCCUGGAGAAGAACGAGAAGUGACUGUCUGCUUUGUUCCAAAAAAUGUAACGACUACAGAAAGUUCUUUGAAAAUCCUUGUGCUGCCAUCUGGACCUCAGUAUGAAGUGGAGCUAAAAGGUGAGGUGGUGUCUGUGGAAAAUAGACCUGUGUCAACAGCUGCUGGCUACCCAGACAUCCCACCCAUUCUAUCCAACAAGCAGUUCAUUGCCUGGGGAGGAGUAACAGUGGGAGCAUCAGUGCAGCAGAAGUUAACUCUAAGAAAUGACUCUCCAUCUGUGACUCAGCAUUUAAGACUGUUGAUAAGAGGCCAGGAUCAAGACUGCUUUCAGCUGCAAAGUAUAUUUGGAUCAGAAAAACGCUUAACUAGUAAUUGGGAACUCAAAAUCCGUCCCAAAGAAGAUACUAACAUAUACUUGAUAUUUGCACCUACUCAAAUAACUUGCUUCUUUGCAAAGCUGGAAAUCAAACAGCUGGGAAUUCGAUCACAGCCAGGAAUUAAGUUUACUAUACCAUUAUCUGGAUAUGGAGGAACAAGCAAUAUAACUUUGGAAAAUGUUAAAAAACUAUCAGGUAGUUACAUGGUAACACUGGAUGGAUUAUUGCCUGCAGGAUUAAGGAAAGCUUCCUUCUGCAUAAGAAAUACAGGUUCUCGGGCUGCCUAUGUUAAAGCAUUGUGCUUUGCAAGCCUACAGACAAAAACAGUUAUGGAUCCUCAGGUAGUGACUGUAUCUCCAGAGAAGUUUGUGCUAAGAGAAGGAACACACGAAGUGAUUACUAUAACAUGGAAUCCAAUGGAAGAGGAAAAUAACUUCCAUAAAACAAAUUCAUUGGUAUCAACAGUAUGUUUUUUUUGUGGAGAUGAGGUUUCUAGGCAGCAGUAUCGUAGAGCUAUAAUGUAUAAACCUGAGGUGGAAAAACACAUAAUCCCAGAAAAGAGCUUAUUGAGAAACAUUGUAUUUGAUGAAGAGUUUCAAGGGGAGCAGCUUGUGACAGAAGUAUGCGAUAUCCCACGGGGGACAAAUGAUAUCCAUCUUUUCUAUGCAAAUAUGCAAAAGGUUAUCCUCUCUGUGGUUGCAUGUGCCACUUUUGAUCAGGAUGAAUUUCAUCAGUCUUCUGGGCGUCAUUUGGAGUCAGACAGAUUUGAGAACUCUGACAGACAUAUCAAUACAACUUUGGAUGUUCUUCCUGUUAAAGGACCUCAGGGUCCUCCAUUGCCUAUAACAACUGAUGAUCUGGUUCAGAGUAAAUCAAACACUCAACAGACUUGGAUUGUCAAACCAGAAUACUUAACUUUGACGUCUCCUUCUAUUGGUGGAACAGCAGAUACUGGACAUGUUCAAAUUGUCAACAAUUCUAAUAGGAUGUUGGCAUUUGAGCUUUCGUGGCCAGCUCACUGCCUUACUAUAACCCCACAACAUGGAGUGGUCGAGCCAGAGAGCAGUACACUAAUUCUGGUGAGCCCUAACCCAUCACUUGCCACAAAACCUGCAUUAAUUCCUUGGAGUGGCCUAAUCUAUAUCCAUUGUGAUAAUGGACAAAAGUUUAUUAAAGUGCAGAUUCGAGAGGCAGUUAGACAGUAUGCGCCUGGAGCAGAUUUUUCAUCUCGAAGAUGCGAUACGUUUACUCCACAGUCUGAAAAUCCUACUGUUCAUGUGCCAAAGGCUCUCACUGUGCUCCCUUUAACAAAAAUGGAACUAAAGAACAGAACCAUUGUUUUUCCUAAAACAAGACCUGGCCAAAGCUCAGAGAGUUACCUGGAAAUGGAGAAUAAAGGGGACGAAACUCUGAAGUGGUUUUUGUCAUCUUUUGCCCCACCCUAUGUUAAAGAUGUGGAUGGAACUGGAUGCGUUUAUAGAGUUACUUACUCCGCUUUCAGAUGUUCCCGUGUUUCUGGUACUCUUGAAGCUCAUGGAGAAGAGAAGGUUGUUGUCAUCUUUUUGCCUAGAGAUAUAGGGGAUUACUCCCAGUUCUGGGAUCUUGAGUGUCACCCGGUUGAAAAACCUGGUUGGAAACACAAAUUAAGAUUUCAGCUUUCUGGAGCAGGUAGUAGAACAGAAAAUGAAACUUUAAUUGUGAAAGAUUCUGCAAGUGCCUUCCCAAAAACUGAGCUUUCAGUCACACCAGAAAAGGUUUACUCUGAAGCACCUACAAUUAAAGUAGGACAAAACGAGAUCAUUCGAGGGGUGUAUGCACCAGAAGACCUGUAUAUUUUCCCUGUAACUACAGUUGGGGAAUCACGCACGAUAAAGGUCAACUUGCGGAAUAAUACCUUUGCAACACAUGUGCUGAAAUUUGGAAGUCCCAGAGAGCCUUUCUACAUCAAGCACUCAAAAUACUCUCUAAGAUCCCAUCAUUACAUCAAUGUGCCAGUCCAGUUCAAGCCAAAGGCAGAAGGAAAGUUUGAAGGUGUCUUCGUUGUGUCAACGGCCAAAUAUGGCUCACUUAAUAUUCGGCUAUGUGGUAAAGCUAUUGCAAAAAAAUAGAACAGUUUUCUAACUUUAUAAUAAUUUAGACCAGUUUAUGCCAUUUAAAAUAUUCAAAGAUUUGCUACUACAGUUCCAUAUUAAUGUCCUACUUGUUUUGCCCUAUGAUGCUGCUUUGAUGGAACAUCUUUUGUAAGAUAAAUUACGGUGCUUGUUUUCAUAGUAAAACCACUGAGAAAUAACAUUGUAUGUUUUAAAGUUAUCAUGUUCUAAUUUAUGUUUCCGCACAUUUGUUGAAAAGGGAAGUUUUCUAUUUUUGCAUUUAUUAGGAGUAGCUGGAUACUGAUCUAUUUUAUUUUAAGCAUUGUAAAUACAGAAAUAAAAUUUAUCUGUUAACAGUU